AACACUCCGACGACAACGGUAAACCAUAACGUUGGUAAGAGAACGUUACGGUUCACGGUUGUCGUCAGAGCAUUUUGUUGGCGUAUUCCGGAGUGUAGAGAUGUCUGGCCACAACAAUAAGCAGACCGACUCCAAUAAGCAAAUUCUGACCGGUGAUACACCUAAAGACUCUGCUCUAGAUUUUGACCUUGAUAAAUACAUCAAGGUUAUCAAUCUGAAGUUUCAAGAGGCUUCGUUGCAUCAUAUGAAAAGGAUGGAAGAACUAAAGAAGAGGCAAACAAAAACGUUAAAGAAGAAUGAUGAACUGCUUCAAGCUCCUGCUACUGCAUCCACGAAAACCCAUCGAUGGGCUUAGUUGGGACACUAGGCACCCUUGCUGGUGUGGUUGUAGCUUGGGCAUCCAUGCAUGACAAUAAGCAAUCAAUGGAAAAGAAGAAACAGGGUUUGGCAGACACUAGACUGCCCAAGCAGUCUCCUCAGACGGUUGAGGCUCCCCAUGCCGUUGCUGCCUCGGUUGGAGCACUAAAGGAGUCUCCCCCAGCUGUCGCUGUUGGACCACCAAAGAGUCUCAUAAAUGAGCAUUCUAGCUAGGAAGAUCGGUACCGGAACCGGUACUGCCGUUGAGGAGUCUCCCACCUGCAAAAGCCAAAAGGCUGACAAAAGGAUGGGUGUGAUGUAUCAAAUGCUGCCAAGCUUUGUGAAAU
Cuscuta campestris is the source of this 704-nucleotide messenger RNA. The record is from the annotation of a GenBank genome assembly. Lineage: Eukaryota; Viridiplantae; Streptophyta; Magnoliopsida; Solanales; Convolvulaceae.